AUGCAGUUGGCGCAUGCGGCUAGAGCAGCAGCAUUGGAAGCAGAUGCAUCCCCCAUUGCUGAUGCUUCUGCUGGCCUACGUGUGUCUGCUGCUGCCCCACUCGUGCUUGCUGCUGCCCCACUCGUGCUUGCUGCUGCCCCACUCGUGCUUGCUGCUGCCCCACUCGUGCUUGCUGCUGCCCCACUCGUGCUUGCUGCUGCCCCACUCGUGCUUGCUGCUGCCCCACUCGUGCUUGCUGCUGCCCCACUCGUUUUUGCUGCUGCCCCACUCGUGCUUGCUGCUGCCCCACUGAUGCUUGCUGCUGCCCCACUUGUGCUUGAUACUGCCCCACUCGUGCUUGUUGCUGCCCCACUCGUGCUUGAUAAUGCCAGACUCGUGUCUGCUGCUACCCACUCUCCUCCAAUUCCUCAUGAAUAG
Closterium sp. Naga37s-1 is the source of this 417-nucleotide messenger RNA. The record is from the annotation of a GenBank genome assembly. NCBI's taxonomy places the organism in Eukaryota, Viridiplantae, Streptophyta, Zygnematophyceae, Desmidiales, Closteriaceae.